UGACAAAGCCUGUGUGUUACGAACGUGAAAGAACGGGGCGGAUAAUAAAAAUAAGGAAGAGGUUUCGGGCCGUAUUCGUAAGCCCACACAUUUUUAACAAGGCUUUCGCGGGAGUGGUGUGUCAUUGUGGUGGGCGUUUCUAUAAGAGGUAGUUUUAUGGCCCUGGUGGUAAUCUGAGAAGCCUUCUAUACCGUGAACGUGGAAAGACACUCAAGCGAACGUGUUUAACCUUCUUUGCGGUCUUUGGAAAUAGUAAUGUGAGAGGAGGAAGUGUCAAAAAUUAUCUAACUAUCUAAAUACAGUGACAGACAAGUGAUAACGAAUAAGUGCUUGUUUGCCGGGAGUGCUUAGUGCUGUUGCCGCCGUUCCUUAACAAUCGCUUUACAUGUGUGUUGUGUGUGUUGAUGACGGUGUAUAGUGACUGUGUAUCGUUAAAGAAAAGCAGAAGAGAGCGUUAAAGAGCAGUUUGAACAAGCCCGAAACUAGCCUAACAUCGAGAGCGGAUAAGACAGAGGACGAAAUGUGAAGGAAAAUAACUUGAGUGUAAAGAAACAACUCCGGACACAGUGUAAUAUAAAACGGAAAAUAAAGAACAAGGCGCCAGUGUACUUUAGGCUCUACACUAACAUCUUAGAAAAAAAUAAUCACGAGCUUGACAUAGUGCUAAAGGAAGUAAGAAAAAAAAUACGAUCACAUGUGUAAGAUAGCCUAAUAGGAGACGACAUAUUAGUGAAAAGUAUCUCAAAAUCCCACACUGUCAACCAUUAUAAGUCUGUUGAUAUCUUUUCGUAAAUCAUAAAGAAAAGAAACACCUCCAUUGACUAGAAAGAAAAUAAGAGAGAAAAAACGGCACAUACAUUCACAAUAUCAAACCGAAAGUGAAAAACGACUAACGUAAACUGAAAACCGAAUAAGAGAGAAAAAGAAGUGGAAAGAAGUGAACAAGUAAUACAGUAUUCCAUUGUGCUACAGAGACAGGAGAACCACAUCCCACUCUCUGUAAUGCCACCAUGCCUGUAGCAACAUCCACAGAGCAACACACAGCAACACCAUGGCUCCAGAACACCCCAGACACACGCCUCUAGCACAAGGAACUGACGGGGAAGGACAGACGGAGGAGGAGAGAGCGCCCAUGACCUCUACCGUGACCCCACUGCGAGGUGACCUUCUCCCUUGCCACCAGCCAUCCGAGGGUCACUGACGACCACCAGCACCGCCUUCAGUCUUGCAGGGAAGGAGUCUGCUGAAGUAGCCACAAUUUUCCCAUUCAGGAUCUUCGUUUCCAAGCUUCUCCUCUCCUGCCUUGGGGCCGAGGAGAUGGAGGGUGGUGGCACGGGCAAGGUCUCGUCGAGGUACCGCCAUCUCAAGAGCGAGUGGGAUGCCGGGGGAGCGCUGGACGAGGAAGCCGAGCAGUCCACUGAGGCUGCCAAACAUGUGGUGCUGGAGAGGAAGGAGGCCGAGGCGCCGCGCAGGGCCAGCGGCGACGGGGUGAAGGAGAGGCAGCUGCACCCGAGCGAGUGUGAAACCAGGAGAUCCCCGUCAGACCCGCUGCGCCCCAUCAAGCUGAAGAUGAUCCCUCGCAACGUGACGAUGGGGCGCGGGGCCACCCUGCCCCUAGGUGGCUCCGUCAACACCGCCCGCUCGCCCUCCGUGCCUUGCGCCCCACUGCCCGCUGCCUCCCGCCCCACGCACACCGCCGUCAUCCACUCCGGGGGCGGCCACACUCUCAUCCGUGGCACCCCCGCCUUCCAGCAGCCGCCCACGUCCUUCGCCUCCAUGGCCCUGCGGUACGGGCGGCGGUGCAGCUCCCCACAGACGCCGCAGCUGACCGGCUGUGCCCCGUGCACCGCGGCGCCGCGCUCCGCCCAGACCUCUCCAUCGGGGCCCAGGUCGCCGCGCCUCACCUCCAGCAGCAGUGACCCCUGGAGCGCCCUCAUCAGCAAGAACCACCGCGCGCAGAGUGUGGGCGGCACCAUCCCGCCGGGGGAGAUGGACUGGCUGCCCGCCCCCUCCCCCUGCUCCAGGAAGAGUUCAUGGUCGUCGGUGUCCACGGACAACGACUCGGUGCCCUGCUGGUGAGUACCCAAACCCUUGUGUUGUUGUGCACGCUCCUGUUACUUUCUAUACUCUCAUUUCUCACCCAAAGCCACGUGACCGCCGAGCUGGGCCGAGACUUACGGUGAGACUCCCCUUGUUCCAUGUAAUCCCACAGCGCUUGUUUGUACCACGGCUCCCUUGCGUCUCCCUUAUGGCCGUGGCGAGCGCUGUUGCGGCGCCCUUUACGCCCUCGGUGGCGGCCCAUUGGUAUCCAGGCAGCCGAGGCGAGCCGCGGCGACCUGUUAAAUUCCCUUGCGGCGGUGACGAGACGCGGCGCCAACGAGGCCUAUCUGACAUUUAUGUGUUCACGUCCCUCACGCCAAAUGCGUUGCCUCGAUAUUCAUCUAUUUUUCAUUUCCGAGGUUUGGCGGCGUGGAUUGAGUUUCCGAGAAGGUUGUCGAAAAUAAUCCCACCAGACCUUUUCUUCCCCUCACCGACGCCGCCGACGCCGCCGCCGCGUCCCCGCCCGCCUAUUACAUAAUUCCAGAGAAAAAUUCGCCUUUACCUGUCCCGCCGCGGCCCAGUGGUGUCUUUCUUCAGGUGACCACGACGGAGGCUGCGGCGGAGGAGGAAGAAAUGGUGAAGGAAGAGGAGACGGACGAGGAGGAGGGAGGAGGGCCAUAUACGAGAAGGGAUGGAAGAAGAAAAAAAAGAAAAGAAAAAGAAGAAAAAAAAAGAAAUGGAAAAAGAACCAUAAAAACAUCUAUUACAAAAACGGAUGAAAAUGAAAAUACCUAAAACAGAGGAAGGAAAAGAUGAAAAGAGAAGAACAAAAAAAGAACAAGAACAAGAACAAGAACAAAAAGCAAGAACAAGAAGAAAACGUACAAUCAGAAAAAAAAAACCCCAGGAAGUAGACCAAAAAGGAAGAAGGGAACGAAAAAAUAAAAAUACUGAACCUCGGGGAGAAGACC
Eriocheir sinensis (Chinese mitten crab) is the source of this 3011-nucleotide messenger RNA. RefSeq lists its product as uncharacterized. Bases 1318 to 2079 code for a protein of 253 amino acids. NCBI's taxonomy places the organism in Eukaryota, Metazoa, Arthropoda, Malacostraca, Decapoda, Varunidae. The transcript is spliced from 3 exons. The record is from RefSeq and is a predicted model, not a curated record.